AUGGCCCAUGGACGGAUUGGAACAACAAUUCGGCUAUACAUACACUCCUGUCUCGCAGGCCGGAGCGCCGACCCGUGGAAUGGUCGGAGAGUUUCAAUGUGCUACUUACAAGGACGCUGUCAAUUGAUGCGCUUCCAACACCAUGGACCAGCUCAAUUGGAGGUCCCAUCGCCGGAGGAGAUGCGCUUCCAAAAGCAUGGUCCAGCUCAAUUGGAGGUCCCAUCGCCGGAGGAGAUGCGUUUCCAAAACCAUGGUCCAGCUCAAUCGGAGGUCCCAUCGCCGGAGGAGAUGCGCUUCCAACACCAUGGACCAGCUCAAUUGGAGGUCCCAUCGCCGGACGAGAUGCGCUUCCAAAACCAUGGUCCAGCUCAAUUGGAGGUCCCAUCGCCGGAGGAGAUGCGCUUCCAACACCAUGGACCAGCUCAAUUGGAGGUCCCAUCGCCGGAGGAGAUGCGCUUCCAAAAGCAUGGUCCAGCUCAAUUGGAGGUCCCAUCGCCGGACGAGAUGCGCUUCCAAAACCAUGGUCCAGCUCAAUUGGAGGUCCCAUCGCCGGAGGAGAUGCGCUUGAGAUAA
Molecule: messenger RNA, 573 nt
Organism: Caenorhabditis briggsae
Lineage: Eukaryota; Metazoa; Nematoda; Chromadorea; Rhabditida; Rhabditidae
Exons: 1
Coding region: 1-573 (190 amino acids)
Source: RefSeq, a predicted model, not a curated record